Messenger RNA from Saccostrea cuccullata (small rock oyster), 1867 nucleotides. RefSeq names its product heat shock 70 kDa protein 12A-like. The transcript has 5 exons. Lineage: Eukaryota; Metazoa; Mollusca; Bivalvia; Ostreida; Ostreidae. Gene Ontology annotation, molecular function: ATP-dependent protein folding chaperone; ATP binding. The coding region runs from base 95 to 1867 and encodes 590 amino acids. The record is from RefSeq and is a predicted model, not a curated record.
CUCAAAUCGAAACUAGAUUUUUUGGCGUCACAUGACACUGAAGUUCCAAGUGUAUCUACUAUGAAGUGAUUGUUUUAACGAAAGCACUGCCCAGAUGUCAACAGAAGAUCGCUUGUUUGUGGUCGCCAUUGACUUUGGAACCACCUACUCUGGCUAUGCCUUCUCAUCGAGAGGGGACUUCGCCACGGACCCUAUAGACAAUAUCACCACCAACCGAUGGCAAGCAGGAGAUUUGUUGUCCGACAAAACACCAACUACUCUUUUGUUGAAGCAUGUUGAACCAGACAGUCGGCAAGAGUUCGUAGCAUUUGGAUAUGAAGCAGAAGACAUUUACAGUCGUCUGCCCGAGGAAGAAAAAAAUGGCUACUACUAUUUCAGACGAUUUAAAAUGGCUCUUUAUGAUGAAGAUAGAACAGUGGCUCUUACCAGAGAUACUAAGAUAAAAGAUAUCAGGAACAAGGAGUUGUUGGCCUUGCAUGUUUUCUCCCAUUCCAUUGAGUUCCUGAAGAAGACCUUUUUUGAUAAUUUUAAGAAAAAGAGCUUACAGGAUAAUAUAGACCUCGAUAAGGAAAUCUUGUGGGUUUUGACCGUUCCUGCCAUCUGGGAUGACGCUGCUAAACAGUUCAUGAGAGAAGCAGCUAAGGAGGCUGGGUUACCUAAUAAUAGACUCAUAAUUUGCCUUGAGCCAGAAGCGGCGUCUGUUUACUGCAAGUACCUACCUCUAGAAAGACUGGAGCAAGACGCAUCAUUGCAUGCACUACAACCAGGCAGGAGAUUUGUUGUAGUAGAUGCCGGGGGAGGGACCAUAGAUAUGGCUGUCCAGGAAGUAACGGACGACAAUAAACUACAAGAAAUUGAUCAUGUCCAGGGCGGCAACUGGGGCGGAAUUUAUGUUGACAAAGAAUUCGAGAAGGUGAUUGAAGGCAUCGUAAGUCAGCCAAUUUUGGAGGCCUAUCGCUUAAACCACACUAGUGAUUACAUAGAACUUUCAAGAUUUUUUGAAAAAAAGAAAAGACAACCCCAAAAUAGUACAGUGCGUGUAACUGUGCCGUUGUCAUUACUAACAUUUGUGCAAGACAAUCUCAACUCAACUAUAAGCGAAAGUACCAAGAAGUCUGAAGAUAAUAAAGAUAUUAAAUGGAGGCGAGAAAAAAUGCAAAUGCCUCUGUCAAUUUACAAGAGAUUGUUUGAUAGUGUCACUUUACAAAUAGCACAACAAGUGGAAAGAAUAAUGAUUUCGGAAUGUAACAGGGGUACCGAUCUCAUUCUAAUGGUUGGUGGUUUCUCUGAAUGCGAGUUGUUACAAAAGGGGAUAAAAGAAAGUUUCCCAAGAUGCAAGAUUGUAACACCACCCGAUGCAGGUUUAUCUGUUCUCAAAGGAGCUGUUUUAUAUGGACAUGACCCAAGCAUUAUCCAAGCCAGGGCAGCUAAAUACACGUAUGGAGUGGCCAUAAACAAACCUUUUGAUACCAAAAUUCACCCUGAGUCCAAGAAAAAACUUGUUCACGGAAAAUUGUACUGCAAAGAUGUCUUCAGCUUGCACGUUAAAAGAGGCGACAUUAUACGCGUUGACCAGCCCCCAGUUAAGAAAUCAUAUGUCCCUCUCUAUCCCGAGCAGUCUGCUAUGGAUAUCAAGGUAUAUGCCUCAACAGCUGAAAAGGGAAAAAUUCCGCAAUAUACAGACGAAAAAAGCUGCAGAUAUCUUGGUGUGCUGACUGUAAACAUGCCAAACAUUGAGAAAGGACUAGAUCGAGAAGUGAGCGCACUGCUAAGAUUUGGGGAUACAGAACUUACUGUAGAAGGAAUUGACGAAACAUCUGGAGAGAAAGUGGAAAUACAGUUGGACUUCCUUGCUGGUGGACCUUAA